UUGUUCAAUAAUUUUCAUUAUUUAAGAUAUGUCUACCCAGCGAUUGCCGUUUUCGGAAUUUUGGGUAACGUACUCAAUCUAAGUGUUUUGCUCAAUCGAAGCAUGCGAACACGGCCCAACACCUUUCUUGCCGUGUUAGCUUUCGCCGACAUUAUUUUUCUAUCAUUACUAUUUCCAAAUAUUCUCGCUAACUAUUCGUUCUUCACCUUCAACUACUACUUUCGAUAUUUCUACUUUCAUACGAAGGUACAUCUGAUCUCCAUGGCAAACUGGUGUUCAGCUGUGGCUAUAUGGUGUGUGAUAGCAGUGUGUGCGGAUCGCCUUGCUGGGAUCCGGGAUCCGCUCUACGCUCGAUCGGCAUGGUCGUGGUGGAGGUUGCCUAUCGUGAUUGUUACUGUUGUGGCAGUUGCCGGUGGGCUUACAUUCUAUCAAAACUUUGAGUAUUACUGUCUGGUCAGAUCGUACUGCCGUGAGACACAACUCUAUUCUAGGUGUCUGCCUAUUUACAGCGAGACCUGGUUUGGUAACCGAGAAAAUCCAUUUUCGCCGUUAUUUCGACAGAUCAUUUCGCUGUGUGUUCUCAUAUAUGCACUGACGAUGAUUAUUCUACCAAUAGUGCUACUCACAAUACUGAAUUUGAUGCUACUCUAUGCACUCAGGAAACGACAGAAGAACUUAACGAUGUCUGCCGAUUUAAAUGAGCGGCGAAAAACCGCCGGUCAACUUCAUCUCCAGAAGACGGAGCAUCGUGUUACGCUAACGGUGGCUUUCAUUGUCACAAUGUUCACUCUUACGAACGGUCCUUCAGCUUUAAUGCACCUCAUACGCACUGCCUACGGCCUCAAACAACAAGAACUGUACGAUCUGACGAUGAUUUGCAGGUCUGUUCGGUUGCUGUAA
Molecule: messenger RNA, 900 nt
Organism: Angiostrongylus costaricensis
Lineage: Eukaryota; Metazoa; Nematoda; Chromadorea; Rhabditida; Metastrongylidae
Source: the annotation of a GenBank genome assembly